UAGCUUGAAUCAAUGUAUGUAAAUCCACUAUAAUUAAUAUCUACGCGGUUACUCGAUCGCGUAACUGAAUACGAGGGGGUUAAGAGUUCGUUUCUUUUUCCCCCCUUUUUGGGCUGUCAUUGUCAGCUGAUUUGGUUCAUCGUUGAUUCAUCAUAUCCGACAAGAGGUUCGCAGGAAUUGAUUGGGAAAAUGCACAGUAUGUGAUAUUAUUUCUUUAAAAUUCAUUAAAGUGAUGGCUUCUAUUUGUCGCCGCUGGAGACUAUGGAUUUUACCAGUUUUAACUUGUCUCUACGCGCUUCUAAUCAUUAUUCUGGUACCAAUCCUAUUGGCGAAUUCCAUUAAGAAUGGUUUCAGAAAGCAGGAUCAAGGAGCGCUCGUGGGCGGUGCGUUUGUACUGCUUGCCUUACCCAUUGCUUUCUAUGAAAUCGUUCAACACAUGAUAUAUUAUACACAGCCGAGGCUACAGAAAUAUAUUAUAAGGAUAUUAUGGAUGGUACCAAUUUAUGCAGUAAAUGCUUGGCUCGGUCUGGUGUACCCUGAGGGCAGUAUAUAUGUGGACAGUUUGAGAGAAUGCUAUGAAGCAUACGUAAUAUACAAUUUUAUGAUGUAUUUAUUGGCCUAUUUGGAUGCUGAUCGUCAGCUAGAACAUAGGCUUGAAAUGUCUCCUCAAGUUCAUCAUAUGUUCCCUUUAUGUUGUUUACCCGACUGGGAGAUGGGCAGGGAAUUUGUACAUAUGUGCAAACACGGGAUAUUACAAUACACUGCUGUUAGGCCUAUAACAACCUUGAUGUCAUUUAUCUGUGAACUGAACGGAGUAUAUGGAGAAGGUGAAUUCAGAACAGAUGUAGCUUUUCCAUAUAUGAUCGCUUUAAAUAAUUUAUCACAGUUUGUUGCUAUGUACUGCCUGGUGCUUUUCUACCGUGCCAACGCAGAGGCUUUAAAACCGAUGAAACCAAUUGGCAAAUUUUUAUGUAUCAAAGCAGUCGUAUUUUUCUCUUUCUUUCAAGGUGUAAUUGUUGCGUUAUUAGUAUACUUUGAUGUCAUCUCGAGUAUCUUCAAUACAAAUGACAUGGAUGACAUUAGAAAUAUAUCGUCAAAAUUACAAGAUUUCUUAAUUUGCAUCGAAAUGUUCUUAGCUGCUGUGGCUCACCACUAUAGCUUUACGUAUAAACCUUUUGUAAAUCUAGCUCAAGGUCAAGCAUGGUGGGAUGCGUUCAGAGCUAUGUGGGACGUCUCUGACGUUCACAACGAUAUCAAAGAACACUUAGGAGUAGUAGGAUCAUCGUUAAGUCGCAGGAUACGUGGCCGUAGUGCCUAUCAGCAGGCGUGGGGAAGCGCGACAGAACGUACGUCACUCCUUCCCGAGGCGUCUGUGACUACGACCAGGAGUGCACCAGCAUGUUCCUUUUAUAAUACGGGAGAAAUUGAUCAGAACGAUGCUCCCGUCGAUCUCGUUCCAGAUGUGCAGGAUACCACGAACGCGGUGAAAACGUAACUUGUGCGUUAAUCAAAGAGCAAAUAAUACUUUGAUAACUGAGAAGAAUGAUUAACGAGAGCAAUUUCGUCAGGAACACUUUGUCCGAAUUUGCUCUGUAUCGUUAGUAUUACCUUUAAGCAGAGAAAUCUAAUUUUGCAACAAGCGUUCUCCCUUCCCAAAAAAAUAUUUGUACAAAUAUCUCAUUGUCCUGUUUGUCGAACGACGUACGCUCAUCAAGGGGGGAGGUACCGCGACGUGCACCGUAACGAAUUAAGGGAUUUGAUACAAGUCAGUUUAACGAGACCAUGUGUUUGUUUAACAAAAACGCUUUUUUCCUCCUUUAUUUGCGUUACCAAUAAUGUAUUACCAAAUAAUUGUCCGUGUAUGUGUACAUAUGUACUGUGUCACAGUGAAGGUUAUAAUUUAAUAAAUAUAUACAUUUGUAUACUAUAUAGUCAAUGUAAUCCAUAUCAGAUUUAUGGUGUUCGUUUCAAUUGAUCUAAUAUUAAAAAGUUUCAAUUGCUUGUGAAUAAAUUUAAUAAUUAAGUUGGCAUGUAAUUACAUUGACUAGUAAGUGUAUAUUUUUAUUGAAUUGACACAUUUACUGUAAUAUAUAUGUACACAUACAUAUUCUGUUUAUAUUUAAAACAAUAUUAUCGGUACAGUUCUAUUUAUAAAAGGUACGACGUUAUUUAUUGUUGGUUACUGAACCCGAAAAGGAAAAUACAUAACAGACUAUAGAUAUUGUUCAGAUAAAUUGAAAUGUUAUCUGUUGUAUUUUUCGCCUAUGCAAUUACUCGUCCAAUGCUUUGAAACCUCACUAGAGCUAUGUCUAAAUCUGAUAUUAAAUAUACCGUAAAUAACGAGGAAAAAAUCAUUCCUGCCAAAUGUAUAUUAAUAUUUAAUUUUAUAUCAACUAUGUUGAUUAUAAAAUGUACGAAGGAAGCUUACAUGUUCCAAAAAAGAAGCAUAGAAUUAUAAUGCAUUAACGACCGUUGUUAAAAACUAUGCAAAUAAAUGGAAAAUGAUUAUUUGGUGUAACUAGGGACCAGGGUGGCCCCCCCCCCCCCCGCGCCAUUAUAGAAUUAGAAGAUUCUAAAGUUCUAAAAUUCUAAAAUUUAAAAACUAAAAAAUUUUGUAAUUUAAAAACUAAGAAUUUUGAAAUUCAAAAACUAAAAAAUUUUGAAAUUCAAGGCACCUGGCCCGCCCUCCCAAUAAAUUCUAGUUACGCCAAUGGAAAUGAUAAUUAUAAUUGAACAAAAAACGGAAAGUAUCCGUUUUAUGCCGUUAAUGUAUUAAUUUAUACAACACGUUCGUAUCAUGUCGACAUAUAUUUCUCGUGCAUAAGUGGUGUUAAUUAUUCUAGAGAAAUAAUGUAUGAGAAACCCUUUUAAUUUUUUGUAUCCUUAGGUACAGCCAAAUAAGUUUGACAAAAUCUUCUUAACAAAAUUUUAUAAGCGCUUCUCAAGAUAUUGUAAAUUUGUUGUGAAAUAUUUUCGCUAAAAUAGCGUAUUUAUAUGUAAUGAGAUAUUUUAACAGACAUUCGGACCAAAGAUGGAGUAAUAUAGUUUAUGUCAGUUAGUGUUUGUCAGAUGAGAAAUUAGAAGAAACAACCGGUAGUCCUAGCGAUUUAUAUUGUCAAUUAAAAGCCCCUGAAAGGAAAUGAUAUUUUUAAUAUGUUUCUACCGCGUUAUUUGUAACUUUGUGAUACACGUGGAACUAUAUUAAUUACCUAUUAAUUAUGAAUUAAACGAAAGACAGGAAUAAAUUUCAAUAAAAUACCCUGUAAAUUUUUACGUACCACAGGAAGGAACUUAGACAUAGACUGCGUAUUUUAAUAACUUCUACCACUUUUGUACAAACAAACAUAAAAAAAAACAUAUUUCAAUUUCAUGAGUACUUAAUAAAUGAUUCUAUCAAGUGUUAAUUACAUACUUCCUAGGACAUCAAAAA
Osmia lignaria (orchard mason bee) is the source of this 3430-nucleotide messenger RNA. Its product is annotated as transmembrane protein 184C. Lineage: Eukaryota; Metazoa; Arthropoda; Insecta; Hymenoptera; Megachilidae. The record is from RefSeq and is a predicted model, not a curated record.